AUGACACCGNAUGUGACUGACCCUAUUAUCAAACUAGUUUUGAAGGAGGACCAAGAACUCCCGAAAGCCCAAGGUGUGAUUAUCCACACAUUUGAAGAGCUAGAAGGAACAUUGUUGUCUCACAUGCGCAGUCUAUGUCCAAACCUCUACGCCAUUGGUCCUCUACACACCCAUCACAAGGUUAGACUUGGGUCUUCAAAGGCUACGUUUUCGAACAGCUUAUGGAAAGAAGACAAGAGUUGCUUGGCCUGGCUCGAUGCACAGCCAAUAAAAUCUGUGAUCUUUGUGAGCAUUGGAAGUCUUGCUGUGAUGACCAAAGACCAGUUACUGGAGUUUUGGUAUGGUUUAGUCAAUAGUGGCAAGCGGUUCUUGUGGGUCAGACGGCCUGGUUCCAUCGCCGGGGACUGUACUGAAAGUCAGAUUCCGGCUGAACUCUUAGAAGGAACAAGGAAAAGAGGAUGUAUUGUGGGUUGGGCUCCACAGGAAGAGGUGAACAGUAGGCUUGUGGGGGAGGUUUGGAAGCUUGGGUUGGACAUGAAAGAUACUUGUGAUAGGGUUAUUGUGGAGAAGAUGAUCAAAGAACUCCUGGAGGAGAGGAAGGAUGAGUUCAUGGGUAGGGCUGAUCAGAUGUCAAAAUUAGCAAGAAAGAGUGUUAGCGAAGGUGGGUCUUCAUACUGUAAUUUGGACCGUCUGAUUGAGGACAUUAGAGUAAUGAGUUCGCCAGCUUCACAGGCCUAA
Molecule: messenger RNA, 738 nt
Organism: Ilex paraguariensis (yerba mate)
Lineage: Eukaryota; Viridiplantae; Streptophyta; Magnoliopsida; Aquifoliales; Aquifoliaceae
Source: the annotation of a GenBank genome assembly